Messenger RNA from Monoraphidium neglectum, 240 nucleotides. RefSeq lists its product as hypothetical. NCBI's taxonomy places the organism in Eukaryota, Viridiplantae, Chlorophyta, Chlorophyceae, Sphaeropleales, Selenastraceae. The transcript has a single exon. The record is from RefSeq and is a predicted model, not a curated record. Bases 1 to 240 code for a protein of 79 amino acids.
AUGGGCGCGCUGCGGCUGCUGCCCGCGGGCGCGGCGCUCGCGCCGCUGGCCGGGGGCGUCGGCCUGGCCCCUCUCGCGGUCGGCGCCGCAGCCGGCGCCGCUGACCUGGCCGCGGCUGGCGCGCAGGCGCCCAUUGACCCUGGGUCAUUCCAGGCGCUGCUUGCCCUCGCGCUGCAGGGCCGCGGCGCGGACCCUACUGCGGGCCUGGGCGGCGGCCAGCCGCCCGCGCCGGGCGCGUGA